Molecule: messenger RNA, 3762 nt
Organism: Pangasianodon hypophthalmus (striped catfish)
Lineage: Eukaryota; Metazoa; Chordata; Actinopteri; Siluriformes; Pangasiidae
Product: tetratricopeptide repeat protein 24
Exons: 14
Coding region: 352-2094 (580 amino acids)
Molecular function (GO): protein binding
Source: RefSeq, a predicted model, not a curated record
AUUUUAAAAUUAUCCGAAUGCAUCCAUAUCAAACAAACAAAUCUCUUGUAAGUGCGCUUGGUAUUUAUUUCACUCUAUGAAAGACACGGAAAUGUUUGCAAUUGUAUCACCAUGGCAACGGAGUCAAACAAUCACGUGGUCAGAGGCAGACGUCCUCACUCUGCACCUGUCAGAUUAGGUUUAUUAGUAAUCGUGUAAUUAUUCAGAUGAUUGUGUAGAUCAUUUAGCGUCCAUUUAGGAGGCAGGAGCUAGUAUUCUCAUGCUAGCUGCUCCAGCAGAAGAGUUCAGUAAACAUGGCUUCACUUCCAAAAAGAUAUCACACCAGCACAUGACCUGAAUCUGUUUCCUGUCAUGGCCUCUGAUGGUUCACCAUCCCAAGAUUCUCAGAAGAAGAAAAAGAAGUCAAGCAGAAAGGGGAAGGGUGAAGACGUAAAGGACAAAGAGGUCCAGGUGGAGGGUCAGGUGGAGAGACUUACAGCAUGUGGACACAGCGCUCUACAACAGGGAGACAGCUCAAAGGCUCUCGAGUACUUCAAAAAGGCUUUCAAAACGGCUGUGAACCUCAAAGAGACUAAAGUACAGCGGGCUUGUGCUUUUAACCUUGGAGCAGCAUAUGUGGAGGCAGGUAAGCCCCAGAAAGGGCUUGAUUUUCUGUCACAAGCUGAGUCAAGUGAGAGAGGUGAGCGUGUAGCAGAUCUGCAGUUUAAUCUAGCAGCAGCACAUGAGGCUCUGGAUGACCAUGUGCAAGCUGUCAGACGUUACCAACAAGCUGCUCAGCUUUACCGCUCACAAGGAGAUGGGAGCAGUGAAGGGGACACCUGCAUCAGACUGGCCCACUGUCACCUGCGCAGGAAGGAGUGGACCGAUGCAGCAGAGAAUUACCUGCGUGCAGCGGAAAGCUAUAAGGUGGCAGGGAAGCUGGCCUCUGCUGCUGUGGCCCUGAAGGAUGCUGGGAAUCACAUGUUGAAAUGUGACUGCUUCUCAGCAGAUGAUGUCAUUAGUGUUCUCACAGAGUGUUUGGAGCUGAGUGCCAAAAUCACAGAACCAGAGACACUAGGAAAGCUGUAUAACUCAGUGGGGUUGAGUUUCUCUCAGUUGAAGCUCUUUCCUGAGGCUGCUGAGUGCUAUGAGCUGGCUCUGCCUCUGGUCCGCUCCACUCCUCGCAGGCUAGCUGUGGUCAUGCAGAAUCUGGGCGCGGUCCACAACUCCCUGGCACAGUACCGGAAAGCCCUGGAAUACCACAGGGAAGCAGCUGCCCUGCACGGGUCGUUAGGUAGCCGUCGAGCUCAGGGCUGCUGUUUCUGUAACCUGGCUUAUGCACUAAGUGAACUGGGGCAGCUGGAGGAGGCAGGAGAGAGCUACCUACACGCUCAACAGGCUUUCAAAGACAGCGAUGAUUCCUCAGGGCAUUGGCAAGCAUGUGAAGGUCUGGGUGGAAUCAAAAUGAGACUGAGAGACCCAGACAAAGCCAUUCUCUACUAUAAGCAGGCUCUAGCACUACUAUCCAAGUGCAAGGAUGUUGCUAGCUCUGUGCAGGAAAGCCUUGUCAACAAGCUAAGCGAGGCUUUACAGAUGAAACUGGCCAUUCAGCAGACAGGCCCCCCUGCAAGGCAAGCUAUCAGGGAGAGAAACUUGAACAGGCAACACCCACGAAUAGCUCAGAUGAGGAACACUGAGGACAUGAUGGCUGAACACAGAAGAAAAGAACCACUGAACAGUCACAGGGUAGAGGAUAAGGAAAGGAGACCUACAGAAACAUGUGGACAGAGGAAACCUCAUGGUGACAUGAUAAUAUCAUCAAGAGCAACACAAACAGAGCAUCCUGAUUACCUGAAUGCACUACCAGAAGCCAAUAGGAAUCUGAAUAACACAUAUGCGAAACCUGGUGUUGAAUAUAAGAAUCCCACAGACUCCCAUUUCGUCUCACAGCAGGAUGAAGCCAUGUGUGAAACCUCCAGACAGAACCCACUGGAAAUAACCAGUGCGCCCCCACUGGAGGAAAGCACUGAGGCCUUACCUCCAGCACAUCUUCUCAGUGAGGAGUCCACAUCCAUACACAGGAACUUAAAGUCCAGAUUCUGCACAGUCAUGUGACCACAGCCACGUCAUAUCUGUCUUUCCACUCCCAGGGAUUUUAUCCAAAAAGCUUCAGUUUCAUUUUCAAAUCGAAACUGAACUACAUUUUUCUGGGUGACCUGGAGCAAAAAGGACACGAACACAUGUCCUGUUAUAAAUAUUGAUUAAAUCUACUGAUGCCAUAUGAAAAUUUAAUCUUGAAACAAUGUGCAUAAUCUCUGAUGAUCUGCUGAUUGUCCUGCUCUCAUAAUCUAUGCAUCCAUUUUCUUCCUCACUUAGCUGCCACAAAUGAGGAAGGCAUAUUAUUAAAUCAGUGGUGUGGAUCAUACAGCAUUUCUAAUCAUAUCUCUGUGAUGAAAGUUUGCCCUAAAUGGGACUUGAAAUACUACCACUGGAUUAUUCAAUACAGCACUGCCUCCAAGACUGAUAUUGAUAUUGUGUGAAAUUAGCCUUGUUCCUAGCCUUGUUUGCCGAAGUCAGAGAGUUUGUGCCAGCUUUCUAGGACUGUGACAGUAUAGCAGUAUGAUGAUAUGCUAAGAUACUAAGGGAAUCUAAAAUAUUUAUACUGUUAACAUUAUAUAUAUCAGUGUAGGUGUGAUAAGUAGGGUAGCCUAAAUUUUAAAGAACAUACACCCAGGGAGCACUUUAUUAGGAACACUAUACUAAUACUGAGUAUAGGCCUCCCUUUGCUCUCAAAACAGCCUCAAUUGUUUGUUGCAUGGAUUUCACAAGAUGUUGGAAACAUUCCUUCGAGAUUCUGGUCCAUGUUGACAUGAUUGCAUCACGCAAUUCCUGCAGAUUUUUCAGGUGCACUUUCAUGCUGCGACUCUCCCGUUCUACCACAUCCCAAAGGUGUUCUAUUGGAUUCAGAUCUGGUGACUGGGAAGGCCACUGAAGAACAUUAAACUCAUUGUCAAGCAGAAAUUGAGAUUCAUCAGACCAGGCUACAUUUUUUCAGUCUUCAGCUGUCCAGUUUUGGUGAGCCUGUGCCCACUGCAGCCUCAGCUUUCUGUUCUUGGCUGACAGAAGUGGAACCGGAUGUGGUCUUAUGCUGUUGUAGCCCAUCUGCCUCAAGGUUCGACAUGUUAUGCAUUCUGAGAUGCUUUUUUUACUCACCACAAUUGUACAGAGUGGUUAUCUGAGUUACUGCAUCCUUUCUGUCAGCUCAAAUCAGCCUGGCCAUUCACUGUUGACCUCUCUCAUCAACAAGGCAUUUCCGUCCAUAGAACAGCUCACUGGAUGUUUUAUCUUUAUUGUACCAUUCUGAGUAAACUGUAGGGACUGUUGUGCAUGAAAAUCACAGAUGAUCAGCAGUUAUAGAAAUACUCAAACGAGCCUGUCUGGCAAAAACAAUCUUGCCACAGUUAAAAUCAGAGAUCCCACUCUGAUGGUUGAUGUGAACAUUACCUGAAGCUGCUGGCCAUAAUCUGCAUGAUUUUAUGCAUUGCACUGCUGCCACAUGAUUGGCUGAUUAGAUAAUUGUAUGAAUGAGUAGGUGUUCCUAAUAAAGUGCUCUGUGAGUGUAACGUACCAGAUGUAAAUCAGCGGAAACAUAUUUAUACACUGCAACACUCUAGACUAAGCUACAUUUAGAGAGUAAGUAUUGACUCCAUUAAAUGAUUACAACUUUCAGGCAAAACAGUGUUUAUAUUUUCUAUGACUGAUAUUGUUACUUUCACUGUUUGA